Molecule: messenger RNA, 3445 nt
Organism: Archocentrus centrarchus (flier cichlid)
Lineage: Eukaryota; Metazoa; Chordata; Actinopteri; Cichliformes; Cichlidae
Product: receptor for retinol uptake stra6-like
Exons: 17
Coding region: 112-2169 (685 amino acids)
Biological process (GO): vitamin A import into cell
Cellular component (GO): plasma membrane
Molecular function (GO): signaling receptor activity; retinol transmembrane transporter activity
Source: RefSeq, a predicted model, not a curated record
AAACCUUCCUGUUGCAGCACCAGCAGACGGCUGACUGGAGCAGGAUCAGGAGGAGACCUCUGGAUCUUUAUUUGUCUUGCGUCACCUGUAUGACUUGAUUAUACAGUUGCAAUGAAUCACAGCAAGGAUGACUUUGUGCCUUUUGAAUAUUCCUACUAUGACUAUCCAGACUGGUACUCGAACAACGCAGAGCCAACAAAACCACCCAAAGAAGUUAUUUUACCAUGUGACCCCACUGCAGAUGACAAGCUCUUCCACAUAUGCAUGCUAUCAAUAUCACUGCUGAUCAUGUUGAUCCUGGCAGGUCUCACCAGGAAAAAUAACUUCUGCCAGGGUUUCGCAAGAGGAUCCUCCAGCAUCUUCAGUCCAGCCAACUUCCUGGAUCAGACUCAGAAAAAAGGCAUUGCUAUGGCUGUUUUUGGACUGGUGUUCAGCAAGCUGGCAGUGCUGGUGAUCGCCCCGGACCCUCUGCCUUUCUCCAAAGAUACUCCGGCAGAAAUUAAAGAGUACAUGAAGAUAAUUGCCAUUUUUUACUACCCAGUUCUGUAUUAUCCUCUGCUGGUGUGCGGCACUGUGCAGCGCAAAACAAGUUAUGUGUUUGGGACACUCCUCUCCUUCAGUCACUUUGGUGUCCUGGUGUGGCAGAAGUUUGACUGUCCAAAGACUCCAGAGAUCUAUAAGUACUAUGCUCUACUUGCAAGUCUGCCUCAGCUGGCCUGCCUUGCUUUUCUCUGUGUUCAGUUCCCUUUGCUGUUUGUGAAUGGCCCAAAGACUGAUGAGGACCUUGACAGCAGCUACUACACCAACUAUGUAAAGUUACUUCUCAAGAAAAAGUCCUCCACUGUCAGUUCAUCAGCAGCAGACAAACCAACCCUGACAGAGAGAAUUGUGGAGGUGUUUAAGAGUUAUAUUUAUAUUCCUGAAAAAGUGUUUCGUUUCCCACUGAAGCUGGCAGUGUCAUCGUUCGUCACCUGUGUGGCAAUUUAUCAUACUGCACUCUUGUUAGUGGUCCUGGUGGUCCCCACUCUGCACAUUGUUCGUGCUGGUAUUGAUGAAAACAUCGCCUUCUUGCUACUGGGGUUUGGGAUUGUCCUAUCAGACGACAGGAUGGAGGUUGUCAGAAUUGUGACUUUUUACACUUGGUUGCUGGAAGUAUGCUACCUCUGUGCGAUGACCCUGUCUUGUUUGGUCAGCCUUAUUAUGCUGAUGAGGUCCAUGGUUCUCCACAGAUCAAACCUGAGAGGACUGUAUAAGGGAGACAUUUACAAGAUUUACAACAGCCAGAAAACCGUCCGUCCCUCCAGACCUGGUGUUGUUUGUUGGAUGGGCUUGACAGGAUACCAGGCUGCAAUCGUCAGCCUCGGGAUGGCCAUUCAGACUGUUGUGUUUUUCAUCUGCUUCUUGUUCCUGGUGUUUUUGAUCAUCAUCCCGGUCUUUUAUGGCCGUAACAUCAUUGUCUUUGAAAUUGUGGGAAAGGCAUGGCCGGCCUGGGUCACGCUGAUACUGGUUACAGGGCUUCAGCACGUGACUGCGAAGAUUGCUUUCAUCAAAAAGGAAGCAGGCACACGAGACCUGAAUAACAGAGAGAGCCUGUUCCUCCUGACCUACCUGCUGUUCCUGAUCAACACCGUGCUCGGACUGAUCGUUGGCAUAUGGAGAAUAGUGAUAACAGCUUUGUACAACAUCAUCCAUUUUGGUCGUAUGGACGUCAGUCUGCUGCAUCGCACUGCAGAGCCCUAUGACCCAGCCUACAGAUACUACACACACUUCCUGAAGGUGGAGGUCAGUCAGUCGCACCCAGUGAUGAAGGCUUUCUGUGGGCUGCUGCUAGACAUAAUGGUUGAGGGUGGCAGAGCUGGACGGAAAAUACGAGACGCAGAGGAAGCCUGCUCCUCCUUCAUGCUUUCAGGGAUUCAGGAGAAUAAGCCAAGCAAGGUGACCAGCAGUCAAAGGAUUCGCUCUCGCUGGCAGCUGCUGUACACACUGGUUAACAACCCCUCCUUGCUGGGCUCCAGGAAGCAUUUCCAGACACUGCAGAUCUCAGACAAUGUCCUGAACGGCACCCCCAACCGCACCUCCAAGAAAAGCAGCAAGAGGGAGUCCAGCAAGCCAGCUGCAGAGCCAGAACAGUCCACUGAGACCCCAGAAAGCCAAGAAAAAACUGAAUGAGCUCACACUAAAGUUGGAAAUUUACUUUAAACAAAAUAUCUAGUGUGGUUUGCAUUAAACAAACCUGUGUGUACUAAAUAUAACACUUUGCAUCAGAAAUAAUCUUUUAGCAUCUAACUUGAUGUGGUCUAAACUAGUCCGUGUUUAAUUCUCAUUUGAUUAAGAUCACGUCCAAAGCACAGACAUGGGAUGUGAUUUUAACCUCGAUCUCUCACAGAACCCACUUACACAGCAGUUUGAUGGACAGAUUUCUCUUUGCCACAAAUUGGAUCAGCUAAUUAAAACUUCUGAAAGGGCUCCGGGGAUGCACUGGAACAAGCCUGACCCAAAGGAUCCACUGCUCAUUUUUCAGUGGCAGACACCAAUGGAUGCCCUGAGAGGUUCCCCGUCUGUGCUCUGAUGGGUCAAAGCUGCACUGCUGACACAAGGGGAAUCUGCACUAUAUUAGACAGUCUAGGCCUUUUAGUUAUUUAAUACUGACGUGCACGAUGCAUAGACUGACAGUGGUGAUCAAUGUCAGCAUCAGAACUGCAGCAGGGAGUCAAUAAGUGGUCCUAGUUUAUUUUUGCCUUGGGCUAAUGUAGUCAUGUCAGCUCAUACUGAUUCUACAUUAUCUGUUCUCUGUGCUUUGGGAGGAUUUUCAAGACCGUGGAUGGUUGAAUUUAUAUGUAGACCAACUUAAUAGAAAAACCAUAAAGAUUUCACAAGCUGGAGAUACAAAAAUAUAUUUACUGCAGUAUAAAUUUGCUGUCUGCUGCAUAAUGCAGCGUAAUAUCUUGAUAUGUUAUUAGAAGAGUGUGCAGGGAUCAGUUUUUACUUACAAUUCAGCUUCAACAUAAAUCAGAUGGUGCAUAUGAUGAUUCAUAUUGUCUCAUAUUUAGAUACCUAAUUACAUUUUUCUAUUACUUUUACCUUAUACGAUGUUUUACAAUAUUACAAAGUGACUGUUGAAGAUAAAUAAAAGACUCAAAUGGAUACUGUGCUAUUAAAUUUGUGUAGUUUUUCUUAAAUCCCUCUUUUAAAACUAUAUCAAUAAUUUUUUAAAAACUAAAUUCACAGUUUGUAUAUCAAUUAAUUUUGUUGAUGACUGUAUUACUGCUGUAAAACUGCAUGAUGUGUGUGCAAUAAUGUGUCUCCCCAUUCCUGGUGAAUACAGUUGAAUGCUGUAAAUGCCGAUACCAUUGAGGAAACUAAUAUUAACAGAUACACACUAUAUGAUUUUAUGCUAUAUUAAAAUAAAAUGUCUGAUGAGUGCAAAGACUCUGUGCUGGCAACA